Molecule: messenger RNA, 474 nt
Organism: Rotaria socialis
Lineage: Eukaryota; Metazoa; Rotifera; Eurotatoria; Philodinida; Philodinidae
Source: the annotation of a GenBank genome assembly
AUGAAUAGGACAGUUUCAUCAACAUCACUUAAUCAACAGAAUAUUAAUAAAAUCUGUUGCAUUUGCCUGGAAAAAAAAUCAGUUGAUAUACCAGUAAUUAAUUGCAACCAUCGAUAUGAGUUUUGUAAUGAUUGUAUAACGCAAUGGUUUGCUAUGAAAAAAUUAGACUGUCCCAUAUGCAGAAAAGUGUGGCAAGAGAAAGAAUAUAUUAAUUUUCAGUCCGAUGCAUCAAGUCAAAUUCCGAAUCAUCUAGCUGUUUCACUUGAAUCAUUUUCAUCGUCGAUUAUUGAAAAUACCUAUGAGCCAACUUCACCUUAUAUUGGAAUGUUCUAUCCAACCGUAAAUGUAUCAUCGCCACGUGCACGUCGACAAAUGUAUAGUGCCUUAGUUUGUUAUUUAUUUUCGUUUUUUGUUGUAAUUAUUGUGUAUGUAGCUCUUAUAUUGUUCAGUAAAAAAAUAGAUCGUAAAAUUUAA